Molecule: messenger RNA, 1173 nt
Organism: Camelina sativa (false flax)
Lineage: Eukaryota; Viridiplantae; Streptophyta; Magnoliopsida; Brassicales; Brassicaceae
Source: RefSeq, a predicted model, not a curated record
AUGGAGAAAACGGGUUUGCGUGGCCAGUUGGAUCAGGUUAGAGUAAUGGGUGUUGAAGUAGAGAGGUUGAUGAGGGAGAAGAGUGAUGGGGAGGUCGAGAUUAGGGUUUUGAAAGGUAAAAUAAAUGAGCUUACAGGUAAGGUUGAGAUGGACAAGGAACAGUUGAGGAAGGUCUGUGAUGAGAGGGACUUAAUCAAGAAUGGGUCUGAUCGGUUGAAGGAGAAAGAAUCCAAUUUGGAGAAAGUGAUUGCCAAGUUGAAGUCUGAAAACGAUAAAUUGGUGAAGGAGAGGGAGGUGAGAGAAGAGUUGAUCCAAGUGGUGAACAAGGAGAAGAUUAGUCUGGAGAAGACAGUUGAUGAGGGGAAGAAGGAGGUUGAGGGACUGAAGAGUGAGAUCAAAGCGCUUUUGAGUGAAAAGAAUGACAUGGAGAGUGUAAAGAUCAAACAGAAAGGAGAAAUCGAGGAGUUAAAGAAAAAGGUUUAUGUGCUGCAAAAGGAUUGUGAUGAUCAAACCAAAAUUAACGAUAAGCUUAGCUGCAAAGUUGGUCAGCUAAACAACUCCCUUGCGCAAGUUGAGCUCAAGAGAGAAGAAGCUGAUAAAGCACUUGUUGAGGAGAAGAGGCAUGUAGAGGAUCUUAAGGUAGUGGUUUUAAAAUCAGAGAAGACGACUGAAACAGCAACUACAGAGGAUCUUGAGAUUGAGGGCCAGAGUUUGCUCACAGCAAUGAAUGAUUUGGAGAGUCAGUGUGAAUCAUUGAAAAGUGAAAAGGCUAUACUCCAAGAGAAGCGUGUACAGCUCAAAGAAGCUAUGGGUGCUCUGAAAACAAAAGUAGAAGCCGCUGGAAUGGAUGCAGAGCGCAACUUAGCAAUGCUAAAGAGAACUGCAUCUGUGUUGUGUGAAUUAGAGAGCCGAGAAGAUAGAUUGACUGGCGAGCAACAGAAGCGAGAAAAUGGAAAAGAAUCCUAUGCGGUGGAGCUAGAGUCGAUGGAGAAAGCGUUCAGAAACAAAGUUUACAUAAUUGAGGAAAUGAAGAAAGAAGCUGUGGUAAUGAAGCAAGCAACGGAAGCGGCACGCAAUAUGCGGAACUUCUGGAUUCAACUCUCAGCUAUACUUGCGAUUUUCGGUGCUGCCUCUUUUUUCCAUGCCACACGCUGCACACUAGAACAAAAGUAA